Molecule: messenger RNA, 1732 nt
Organism: Venturia canescens
Lineage: Eukaryota; Metazoa; Arthropoda; Insecta; Hymenoptera; Ichneumonidae
Exons: 2
Coding region: 458-1243 (261 amino acids)
Source: RefSeq, a predicted model, not a curated record
UCCACCGCGUCGCGGUUGACGUUUGUUAUUAUUUUUUUUACGUUUUUUUUUUUUUUCAAAUUUUAUUUCUACAUUCGUUUUUUCUCGUCGGUGCGUCAAUUUUAAUCACGGAUAGUGACGACGGAAAAAUAAAAAGUAUAAAUGACGAGUCAAAACGAAACGCGAUAAGUCAGAGUUUUUUGAAGCCCAUGAAACGUUGAAGACGAACGAAAAUGUCUCGGAGCACGUUACUCGCGGUGUUGGAACUCGCUAAUUAGCAACCGGAUCGGGAGUGAGGUCGAAUUCGCGAGCGGGAGAUCUUCGCAGUUGAUCGAUCGGCCGGAAGCAACGAGGAUUCGAGCGUCUCAUCGAGCCACUCCGACAGUUUGGCCUACUCCUGGGAAGCCCUUCGAAUUCGUUGACGGAAAAUCCUUCGGUCACGAACACUACGAUUGAAGAGGCCCCGCCGAGGCGUACGAUGUCGUCCUUGAUAGUACUGUCCCUGACGAUCGUUUGCUGUUCGAGUGCGAGUCUGUCGUCGAGGCAAGGAGAAGCGGAGCUGUCGACGUCACCGAACGCGUUGGAUUCGGGGAUCGGAGAAUCUUCCAAGCUCCUGAGCGCGAUGCACGACGACGGGAGUCGCGAGGACGCGUUUGAUAAAAAGAUUAAAAACGAGGAUGACGAGGAAACCGCGAAAACGGCGUUGAAAAAGGGCCGGAAGCACAAAGCUCUCUUCAUCAAUUAUCCUUUCGUACCGCGCAUCAAUCGCAGACAACCGUUAAUCCCGCCGUACGAAAAAACCAAUCAAAAUUACGAUAAUCCUGAGACGGGAAGGAAAAAAGUAUCGAGCAAAAAACGAUACCCUCAGGAGAGCCAAAUUUAUUACAUCAAAUUGCCACCCACGCCCUACACUUACGUACCAGGAUUCGGUUACAUUUCUCAGCCUCCGACAUACACGAGCCCGGGGAUUCACAGACCAGCAAUUAAUCACCCUCAAAGGCCGAUCAGGCCUAAUUACCAACAGAAACCAACCGCCGUUAAUCCAUUCAUCAAACUUCCCGUCGAUUUUGUUAGCAAUGGAAAACCCACGGGCGUUUACCAGUGGCCAGCAAAACGACGAGAAACUCACUUGAACCGACUCAGCGAGGGUCCUUAUCUCUUCAACGGACGACCCACCAGCCUCUAUUUGAUCAAUUCGGACGGCCAGAAAACUGGACAUCAGCCGAUACGGUUAGCGGAUCCACCCAAUCGCGCUUACUACUGAUCCCAUAAUUUACAAUAUUUAUUCAACUCUGUUUUCGCUUAUUCAUUAAUCGUCGAAAUCACUGCGAUUACCGAGCCCGUCGACCGCUUUCCCACCCUCUUUUCGCCCGAAUUCAGGCCCAGACAACCUGAUUCAGCGAAUUUUAAGCUCGAAUACUCGGUCGACUUAUAGUGCGUGAGUUUGUGUAACGACGGCCCGUGAACGAUGCGAUUUUGCAAUAAUUUAUAGAACUCUUAUGCGACUUACCGAUCGAGAAUCGUUUCACAAAAAAAUCUAGAGAAUCAAAGUAAUCGUUAUACUUCGUGAGUUUAACAACGUUUAUCAUCGCAUUUUCAAUGUUAUUCUUUCGUUGUCGAACGUUCGCGCGAACGACGAUGCUCUAUGCGAUUACGAACUUAAAUAUUUAUUAAUCGAGUGCGAGUCUGUUGCGGUAUUUUCUUACAUUUGUAUAUUUAUAGCCUUGUAAUUAAACGAUGUUUUUGUUUUAUA